UGAAGGACAACUUCCGGUCUGACCCGGAAACACAACAACAGGUGAACGUGCGUGACUCAGACUCCGCAUCCUGCGGUUCCUCGCGGUCGUUUUUCAGAAGCGGCACGUCAAAUUGGCCUCGCGGGAAGAUGGGGUCCGUUCGGUUCUUAUAGCCGAAACAAAGAACGAUCAAACGGGGGCGUUUGAUCCGCGAGCCGCUGAUAACAUCCAGGGAGGCAGCGGCGAGGCGCCAUGGGGAACCAGCUGGCGGGCAUCGCCCCCUCGCAGAUCCUCUCCGUGGACAGCUAUUUCUCUGACAUCCACGACCACGAGUACGACAAGAGUCUGGGCAGCACGCGCUUCUUCAAGGUGGCGCGGGCGAAGCACCGGGAAGGCCUGGUUGUGGUGAAGGUGUUCGCCAUCCAGGACCCCUCGCUGCCGCUGACCAGCUACAAGCAGGAGGUGGAGGAGCUGAAGAUCCGGCUGCACUCCUGCCAGAACUGCCUGCCCUUCCAGAAGGCCAACCUGACGGAGAAAGCUGCCAUCCUGUUCCGCCAGUACGUCCGGGACAACCUGUACGACCGCAUCAGCACGCGGCCCUUCCUCAACAACGUGGAGAAGCGCUGGUUGGCCUUCCAGAUCCUCAGCGCCGUGGACCAGGCGCACAAGGCCGGCGUUCGCCACGGCGACAUCAAGACGGAGAACGUGAUGGUGACCAGCUGGAACUGGGUCCUGCUCAGCGACUUUGCCAGCUUCAAGCCCACCUUCCUGCCGGAGGACAACCCCGCCGACUUCAACUACUUCUUUGACACGUCCAGACGCCGCACGUGCUACAUCGCCCCCGAGAGGUUCGUGGACGGGAGCAUGUUCGCCACGGAGAGCGACCAGAACACGCCGCUGGUGGACCUGACCAACAACAACCAGCGGAGCCGGGGGGAGCUCAGGCAGGCCAUGGACAUCUUCUCUGCAGGUUGCGUGAUCGCGGAGCUCUUCACGGAGGGCGUUCCUCUCUUCGACCUGUCCCAGCUGCUGGCGUACCGGAAAGGCCUCUUCCAGACGGAGCAGGUCCUCCAGAAGAUCGAGGACCUGAGCAUCAGGGAGCUGGUGGCUCAGAUGGUUCAGCGGGAGCCGGAGAAACGGCUGACGGCAGAGGAGUACCUGAAGCAGCAGAGGGGCGGAGCCUUUCCUGACAUCUUCUACACCUUCCUGCAGCCCUACAUGGCUCAGUUUGCCAAAGAGGCUUUUCAGUCGGCCGAAGAGCGAGUCCUGGUGAUCCGCAAAGACCUGGACAACAUCCUGCACAACCUGCGAGGGGGCUCCUCCUCUUCCUCUUCAGAAGGUGGCGAUGGCGUGCCGAGCUCCCGGGAGGAGCAGGGCCUGCUGGUGCUGGUGUCCGUCAUCACCUCCUGCCUGCAGUCGCUGCACUCCUGCGACUCCAAGCUGGCGGCGCUGGAGCUGGUUCUGCACCUGGGCCCGCGGCUCAACGUGGACAUCCUGCUGGACCGCAUCACGCCGUACCUGCUGCACUUCUGCAACGACCACGUGCCCCGCGUGCGCGCUCAGGCCAUCCGCACCCUGACCAAGGUGCUGGCGCUGGUGAAGGAGGUGCCGCGGAACGACAUCAACAUCUACCCCGAGUACAUCCUGCCCGGCAUCGCACACCUGGCCCAGGACGACGCCACCAUCGUCCGGCUGGCGUACGCAGAAAACAUCGCUCACCUGGCGGAGAGCGCGCUCCGCUUCCUGGAGCUGGUUCAGGAGAACGUCAACUCGGAGCAGGACCAGAGCGGCGAGGACGGCGAGGAGAACAACCACCCCAGCGACAACUAUGACUCGGAGCUGCAGGCGCUGCACGAGAUGGUGCAGCAGAAGGUGGUGACGCUGCUGAGCGACCCCGAGAACAUCGUCAAGCAGUCGCUGAUGGACAGCGGCAUCACGCGCCUCUGCGUCUUCUUCGGCCGGCAGAAGGCCAACGACGUGCUGCUGUCCCACAUGAUCACCUUCCUGAACGACAAGAACGACUGGCACCUGCGGGGGGCCUUCUUCGACAGCAUCGUGGGCGUGGCGGCGUACGUGGGCUGGCAGAGCUCCUCCAUCCUGAAGCCCCUCCUCCAGCAGGGCCUGAGCGACACGGAGGAGUUCGUCAUCUACAAGGCGCUGAACGCGCUGACCGCCAUGUGCCAGCUGGGGCUGCUGCAGAAGCCGCACAUCUACGAGUUCGUCAGCGACAUCGCUCCCUUCCUGUGCCACCCCAACCUGUGGAUCCGGUACGGCGCCGUGGGCUUCGUCACCGUCGUGGCUCAGCACCUGAACGUGGCCGACAUCUACUGCAAGCUGAUGCCCCACCUCAACCCCUUCCUGACCCAGCCCAUCAUCCAGAUCGAUAAGGAGCUGGUCCUCCUCAGCGUGCUGAAGGAGCCGGUGAGCCGCUCCAUCUUCGACUACGCGCUGCGCUCCAGAGACAUCGGCAGCCUCUUCAGGCACCUGCUGCUGCGCCAGAAGAAGCGCUGCGGCGCCAUCCCAGAAUGCCCCGCCCCCGAGGAUCCGCCCAUCGCCCAGCUCCUGAAGAAGCUGCUGUCGCAGGGAAUGACGGAGGCCGAGGAGGACAAGCUGCUGGCGCUGAAGGACUUCAUGCUGAAGUCCAACAAGGCCAAAGCCAACAUGGGCGAGCAGAACCACCAGGGGGACUCGGCCCAGAACGGCGUCAUUGACCUGGCCACGCUCGGCAUCAUGGGCCGGCAGGUGGAUCUGGUGAAACCCAAAGCCGAGGCUGAGGAGAAGAAAGCCCGGAAGCAAACCAAGCAGGACUCCACCAUGAACGAGGAGUGGAAGAGCAUGUUCGGGUCUCAGGAGCCGCCGGCCGCCCAGCCCGCCGCCGCCACUGACGGGCUCGUGGGUCAGAGCAAGAAGAGUGUCGUCGCUCCGACGACCCCCACGCCACAUUUGGGGCUUGGUGGCCCCGCCUACCAGCGCCGCAUGAACACCUGCAAGGCGGAGCUUCAGCAGCUGGUGCAGCAGAAGAGGGAGCAGUGCAGCGCCGAGCGCAUGGCCAAGAAGAUGAUGGAGAGCGCCGAGUGGGAGAGCCGGCCCCCCCCGCCAGGGUGGCACCCCAAAGGCCUGCUGGUGGCUCACCUGCACGAGCACAAGGCCGCCGUCAACCGCAUCCGCGUCUCUGACGAGCACGCCAUCUUCGCCACGGCGUCCAACGACGGCACCGUCAAGGUGUGGGACAGCCAGAAGAUGGAGGGCAAGACCACCACCACCAGGUCGGUGUUGACGUAUGCCCGCGUGGGGGGUCACGUGAAGACGCUCACCUUCUGUCAGGGCUCGCACUACUUAGCCGUGGCGUCGGACAGCGGCACCAUCCAGCUGCUCGCCGUGGAGGCCAACAAGCCGCCCAAGUCCCCCAAAGUGCAGCCGUACCAGACCAGGACCCUGGACCUGCAGGAGGACGGCUGCGCCGUGGACGUCCACCACUUCAACUCGGGCACUCAGUCCGUGCUGGCGUACGCCACCGUCAACGGCUCGCUGGUGGGCUGGGACCUCCGCUCCAACAGCAACGCCUGGACGCUGCGCCACGACCUGCGGCUCGGACUCAUCACCUCCUUCUGCGUGGACAUGCACCAGUGCUGGCUCUGCUUAGGAACGAGCAGUGGCACCAUGGCAUGCUGGGAUAUGCGGUUCCAGCUACCCAUCUCCAACCACUCCCACCCGGCCCGCGCGAGGGUCCGCCGCCUGCUGAUGCACCCGCUGUACCAGUCCUCCGUGAUCGCAGCGGUGCAGGGAAACAACGAAGUGUCCAUGUGGGAUUUAGAGACUGGAGACCGAAAGUUCACCCUGUGGGCCAGUUCUGCCCCGCCGCUCUCUGAGAUGCAGCCGUCUCCUCACAGCGUUCAUGGGAUCUACUGCAGCCCGGCUGAUGGGAAUCCUCUGCUGUUGACGGCCGGUUCUGACAUGAGGAUCAGGUUCUGGGACCUGGCGUAUCCAGAGAGGUCUUACAUCGUGGCGGGCGGGGCCAACGACUCUCUGCACUGUCCGUCCGUCUUCUACAGCCGCAAGAUCAUCGAAGGGACCGAGGUGGUCCAGGAGAUCCACAGCAAGCAAAAGAGCGGCGCCGCCGAGGACUCGCCCCGCCGCGGCCCGGAGUCCCUCCCUGUGGGUCAUCAUGACAUCAUCACGGACAUCGCCACCUUCCAGACCACGCAGGGCUUCAUCGUCACCUCGUCCAGAGACGGCAUCGUCAAGGUGUGGAAGUGAGCGGGCCACACCCGCCGGUCCUGCGGAUCAGAACCUCCCACCCAGAAGCUCUCCUGCAUCUCAGCUGCAGCUGCUGCAGAACCGAUGGGAUCAGGCGGACCGGAUCCCUUCGGUUCUGCAGUGUGUUCCAAGUCAGUUUAAUGGUGUGUGAACCUUUAGAGCAUCAAGUUCAGACUGGCGUCUGCAUUAACCGGGUCAGAGUCUGCCGUCUGCGCAGAAGAAGCGGCGUGUCUGAGGGGACUUGAACGCCUCGCCGUGAUGAAAAUGACACAUUCACUGACAUUCAGACUCGUUACAGAAACGUUUAUUUGGCUUCAGUUUCAUUCUUCCAACCGACACAGAGGUUCUGAAGGGUCAACAGUUCUGGUUUCCUCUGACCCACAUUGACCAGCGUCAGGUUCUGAAGCUGCAAUAAAAGCCCAUAUCUGAC
Molecule: messenger RNA, 4666 nt
Organism: Oryzias latipes (Japanese medaka)
Lineage: Eukaryota; Metazoa; Chordata; Actinopteri; Beloniformes; Adrianichthyidae
Gene: pik3r4
Product: phosphoinositide-3-kinase, regulatory subunit 4
Biological process (GO): macroautophagy; protein targeting to vacuole; autophagy of peroxisome
Cellular component (GO): nucleus-vacuole junction; phosphatidylinositol 3-kinase complex, class III, type I; phosphatidylinositol 3-kinase complex, class III, type II
Molecular function (GO): protein binding; protein serine/threonine kinase activity; ATP binding
Source: RefSeq, a predicted model, not a curated record